This is a messenger RNA of Conger conger (European conger), 1062 nucleotides long. RefSeq names its product transmembrane protein 126A (gene tmem126a). Bases 291 to 905 code for a protein of 204 amino acids. Gene Ontology annotation, cellular component: mitochondrion. The record is from RefSeq and is a predicted model, not a curated record. Gene Ontology annotation, biological process: mitochondrial respiratory chain complex I assembly. Lineage: Eukaryota; Metazoa; Chordata; Actinopteri; Anguilliformes; Congridae. The transcript has 5 exons.
UCGUGGUUUUGAGUUCAAAGUUGAAUUAUGCAGCACAUGUGAACAAAUAUGGCUGCGCUCACUAGUGACUAUUGAAGAUCAAAGCAUUGCAUUUCAAACUCCAAAAUUCACGGGACGCGAUGUAGAAAAAUGAUAAUAAAACCUAAAAAUCCACAAGUGACGGUGGAUCGGGUGUAAAUCUGUACCCUCAACAGAUGACGCAGUGAGUUUAAGUGGACUAAAUUCACAGUGCACAAUCCUUAGUCAGUUAUUUUAGCGAUUACGUAAUUAAUCUAUCUUUACGGGUUACCAUGUCGGAGAAUACCCCACCUAUCAAAGACACGGGGGGAGUGCUUCCGAAAUCGGUCAUCGUGGAAUUACUCGUAUCGAAGUACGAGCGACUCCCAGAGAAAGACAAGCGGUAUUUUACCAGUGGCCCAGUGUUUCUUGGAGGGACCGCUGCGGUUGUAGGACUUGUUGCAAAUAGUGUUUUUCGACGAACCCUCAAUAUCACCCAGGGCCUGUUUACGUCAAGUCUUCCUAUGGCGGUUCUACCGUUUCUGACAACAGUGGCGUUCUACCAAGUCACUAUAAUUAAUCCUCUGUUGUCAGGAGAUCUCAACUGUGCAACCUGCACCAUAAUCCGAGGUGGGCUUGUUGGAGGGCUUGCUGGUGGCCUGUAUCCGGUUAUGUUGGCAUUACCCGUCAGUGGCGGCCUUGCGACAAGAUACAACUCCUCACCAAUGCCAGAGAAGGGAAAUGUGCUUCGGUUCUGGAUCACCCUCACUCAGCCCGUUCUGAGGAAAAUGAGUGUGGUGGUGUUGCUACAGUCUCUUUUUGGCAUUUGCCUAAGCUCGAUGCACUACGGGAUCUACACGAAGAUGCUUGAAUUGCCAGCCUCAGACAGCGAAGAACUGACAGAAUAACUCCAAAUAUUUUUUAUUUUUUGUUAAAGAAAAAUGCCUUGUGUGCAUGCCUGUUUAUUUUUGUUCAGUAGUUCAAGAUAAAACCUGUACACUGCUGGCUUACAAUGUUCCGAAUUACACAUUAAGGACCCAAUAAAUGUUUCGGUACGACAAUUCA